This is a messenger RNA of Argentina anserina (silverweed cinquefoil), 1685 nucleotides long. RefSeq lists its product as uncharacterized. Gene Ontology annotation, biological process: regulation of DNA-templated transcription. Lineage: Eukaryota; Viridiplantae; Streptophyta; Magnoliopsida; Rosales; Rosaceae. The record is from RefSeq and is a predicted model, not a curated record. Bases 139 to 1329 code for a protein of 396 amino acids. The transcript is spliced from 8 exons. Gene Ontology annotation, cellular component: nucleus.
ACCCCUUUCCCUCUUUGCUCUCCAAUUCAAAACCCCCAAAUUCCAAUCUCCAAUUCAAACCUCUCCGAAUCUCAACAACUUCAUCCCUCAAUUCGCUUCUGAAACCCUAGAUUCCCAAUCUGCAUCAAAGCCCCAGCCAUGGCCUCACGAAAGCGCCAACCGGAGGGCAUCGCGCUGCUCUCCAUGUACGACGACGAAGAGGACGACGACGACAUGGACGAAGCUGAAGAACACGGAAAACAAGAACAAGAAGAAGAAGACGAAGAAGACCGCCGCGGAGAGAGAGAAGAGCGGGAUCAACACGGCGACGCCUCCAUGCCGGAUGCGGUUGAUUCCAAUAAUGCGACGAGCGGUGUGGAUGAUGAGAGCUCGGGGCAGUUUCGCCGCUCCGCGUCGCAGCAGCAGCUCUCUCAGAGGCCGGGAUCGCCGGAACAGGCGGCGGCGGUGGAGAGGUCGAGGAGGAGAGGGACGCUUGUGGACUAUGGGCAUGAUGAAGCUGCUAUGUCUCCAGAGCCUGAGGAGGGUGAAAUCGACAGAAGCGGUGGCGUUUUGCCUACAAAUGGUGAUUCACAGGGUAAGACGCCUCAGUUGAGCGAUCAAGCCACUCCUCGAGUAUCUGAGCCAUCGCACUCUGAUGCGAUGAAUGAGAAUAUAAUUGAAUCAGAGGGUAGAAAUGCUGAAGAGACUGUUGGCGAAGAUCAGAAAGGUGUUGAUCCAUUGGAUAAGUUUCUUCCACCACCAUCGAAGAUCAAGUGCUCAGAGGACCUACAAAGAAAGAUUCAAAGGUUUCUUGAAUUAAAGAGGGCAGGGAAAAGCUUUAAUGAAGAAGUGCGGAAAAAGAAGGACUAUAGGAACCCAGACUUUCUAUUGCAUGCAGUGCGGUUUCAAGAUAUCGAUCAGAUAGGUUCAUGCUUCAGUAAAGAUGUAUUUGACCCUCAUGGAUUUGACAAAAGCGACUACUAUGAUGAAAUAGAGGCUGAUUCUAGACGUGAGCUGGAGAGGAUCAAUCAAGAAAAAAAGAACCGUCAGAAUGUUGAUUUUGCUUCUGGUGGAAGACUAACACCAAUAGUUGGUGUUGCGCCUACACCUAACGCACCCCUUCCAGGUAUAACUGUGCCUGCUACUGGGUUGAGCUCCUUACCACGUGCUGCCGAUAUCAUCCCUCGGGAUGGUAGACAGAAUAAGAAGUCGAAGUGGGAUAAGAUAGAUGGGACUCAGGCAACACUGUUAUCUUCUGCUAAUGCUGGUGGAUACACUUUGGGGCAGCAGAAACGGAGAGAGGUGGAGGAGAAGAGAUCUGGUGAGAAGAAGUUGGACAGAAGAUCAUGAGCCAUUGUAAUUCUUCUUGGUAGAUCACAUAUACGACCACAUCAACUUUUGAAAUGGAUAAUAUGGUCCCAGGCGAGUUUGGCGACGUAGUUCUUUUCUUAAAACAUUUAGAGCAGUACGGUGGGUCUUGUAACUUCUUUAUCAAUUGUACAUGUAUAUGACCAGAAUGGAAUCAUUCGAUAGCUGUUACAUAUUGAGGGAGAUCAAGCGGUUCAAUCAGAUUUACUAAUCAAGUUGCUGGAGUUAUUUGCUGCUUAUAUUGCAGAGAAUUGAGGAGCAUUUUCUAUGUGCAUAUUCAUUACACCAAAAUGCUUAUACUAAGUUUGACCAGCUCUUAAUUCAAUUCAUUUGUGCAA